Messenger RNA from Paramuricea clavata, 779 nucleotides. The record is from the annotation of a GenBank genome assembly. NCBI's taxonomy places the organism in Eukaryota, Metazoa, Cnidaria, Anthozoa, Malacalcyonacea, Plexauridae.
AUGAACACAGAACUGAGUAGUGUACCUAAGUCAGGAACAAAGUCAUUUCCAAGUUACUCCAAGUCUGAAUUAAUGCAGAUGCAACAAAGUGAUCCAACGAUAAGCUCACUCCUGAAAUUUUGGAGAGUUGGCAGGAAACCCGAUCCAAAGGAGAAGAAAGAUCUCACUAUUGGUACCCGUGCAUGUCUUGUUACGGCAAUGGAAACGGUUGGAACUGAAGGACCGAGUAUUGCACCGAACGAUUAUUGAUCCACGAGAGCAGGAGGUACAACAGUUGGUGCUACCUGAGAUUCUAAAGGAGAGAGUAAUUCGCAGUCUUCACAACGACAUGGCACAUCAGGGCUUAGAGAGAACUAUUCUUCUAGCUAGAUCUCGAUGCUGCUGGCCAGGUAUGUACACACUACACAGAUGUAGAGAAAUGCAUCAAGUCAUGUGAACGAUGUGUUUUGUCCAAGAUGCCACAAUCGCGUAUUCGAACAUCAAUGGGGUACCUUCUUACCGAACAACCCCUGUCAGUUUUUGCCAUUGACUUUACGUUGUUGGAACGUUCGAGUGAUAUAACAGAAAAUGUCUUUGUAAUGACUGACGUUUUCACCAAGUUUGCGCUAGCAGUGCCCGCGGAAGAUAAAAAAGCAUCCACGUUGCCAAGGUGCUGGUCAAAGAGUGGUUUCAAAAGUACGGCACAUCUGAACGGACUGAAAUAUAGAAAUGCUUAUAGUGCCGAUGAUGCCGAGAUAUUUAAAUAUUAUCUAACCUCUCGAGCUCGUUGUACAAAUUAA